This is a messenger RNA of Parus major (Great Tit), 1518 nucleotides long. It is a transcript of the gene FAM185A, whose product is annotated as family with sequence similarity 185 member A. The coding region runs from base 90 to 1190 and encodes 366 amino acids. The record is from RefSeq and is a predicted model, not a curated record. The transcript is spliced from 8 exons. NCBI's taxonomy places the organism in Eukaryota, Metazoa, Chordata, Aves, Passeriformes, Paridae.
CGCGCCACGUGACCGGCCGGGGGUCACGGCCGCCAGGAGCGGCCUCGUCCCGUCCGUCCCGUCCCGGGCGCUCCGACCCCGCGGCGGCAAUGAGGGCGCUGCGCUGGGCGGCCCUGGCUGUGCGAGCGGCGGGCGGGAGGUGGGCGCCGCCCGUCCCCUGCCGCGGUCGCAGCGGCCCCGGUCCGCCCCCGCCGCGGGAGUGGGCGCUGUCGGUGAGCCCGCGGGGGCGGCUGCGGGUGCGGCUGCCGUGCCAGGUGAGCGUCCGCCCCUUGGACCCGCAGCGCUGCCCGGGCGCGGACCGGGUGCUGGUGGCCGUGAGCGGCGGCAGCCCCGGGCGCGGCGGGCGGGAGCGGCAGCCGGUGCGGGUGGAACAUGACGAGGCGCUGGGACAGGUGGCGAUCGUGGCGGACGGCCUGGACAGCAAGACCGCCGUGGACGUCCGGACGCCGGUGAAGUUCGAUUUGGAUAUCAAAACAUCAGGGACUGGCUGCGUGAAGAUUCAGAAAAUAGAAUGUGAUAGCUGCAAAAUAGAAACAGAGAAGGGGACUAGUGUCUUACAGUCAAUAAAGAGCCAUAAAAUUGAUAUACGGACAAACGGUGGCAAAGUAAUCGGUCUUGGAACACUUUAUGGAAAUACAGAUAUUUGUGCAACAGAAAAGGGGAGUGUAAAUAUAGAAAAGCUGCAGGGGACAACCAUCAAUAUAUCUACUGAAGAUGGGCUGCUGAAAACAAAGUAUCUCUAUGCAGAAUCAGCAUCUCUCUCUUCAGAAUCUGGUGAUAUUAUGCUGGGAAGUGUUCAUGGUAAUACCAACCUUCAGACCAAAACAGGGAGUAUCACAGUAGAUUCAUCAGAUGGAAGUCUAAAAGCUUCUACGUAUCAUGGGACAAUCGAUGUUUAUGUCAGUCAAUUAAGAAAAGUGGAUCUGAAAUCCCAGAAAGGUUCAAUUACCGUCAAGGUACCUGCGUCUCUCAAAGCUUAUUUAGAGCUGUCUGGAAGAAAAGUGGAUGUGAGCUCGGAGAUCCAGUUAAAAGAAACACAGAGUGCCUCCAAAGACGAUCAUGUAACUCUAAGUGGUCACAUGAAUCAAAGGGAUGAAACAGACAAAUGGAUUAAGGCUGACACACAAAAUGGCAGAGUGUGUCUUAAAAGCCAAAGCUGGAUCCAAUCUGUCAAGCUGAAGAGUUCUUGAAGGUGAAAUAGGCCAAAGAGAUUAAAUCAAGAAACUACAAAGGAACAUUUUUGUAAAAUUAUGAAACUUUUUGGAUGAAUAUUCUUAAUAUAAAAGAGAAGCUAUUAAAAAUGAGAACAUUUUAACCCAAGAUUUGCCUGUGACAGUGCUGGUGCUAAACAGUCUGGUUUACUUUUAGUGCCUUUUAGGAAUUAGAUGAUCUUACAUAAUCAGAAUUUAUAUAACUUGACCCACUUACCAUAUCAGUUUAAAAGCUGGUAGCUUUCAAACAGAAGUUUGAAAUUGUCAUUUAAAAAUAAAAAAGACAUUUUCAACACUUCCAAGAUGA